This is a messenger RNA of Melitaea cinxia (Glanville fritillary), 4355 nucleotides long. It is a transcript of the gene Pif1A, whose product is annotated as myosin-9-like. The coding region runs from base 387 to 4241 and encodes 1284 amino acids. The transcript has 22 exons. The record is from RefSeq and is a predicted model, not a curated record. Lineage: Eukaryota; Metazoa; Arthropoda; Insecta; Lepidoptera; Nymphalidae.
GGCGGUGAACCGCCCACUGAAACUCACAAUCAGUCUCGCCGUCCACUCCGCGCGGUCCGCCUGUUUCCCGCCAAAUAGUUUUUACUUAAUUUUUUAUUUAUUAUCUGUAGUAUUAGUAAAAAACGCAUGUGAUUUGUUUACAGAACGCCAUAUUAUUAAUUAAACGGGAAAAGGCAAUGCGUUCGACGUUUUGAAUUCGAAAUUCAAAUUGUACGUUUUUGAUGCUUUGGUGAAUUUGUGUUAUAAAGGAUUUAUCAAGGGCUCUUCUCUGCAAGAGUCCAUAUCACAAAAAAAAAACGAAGCAGUGUCAAACGAUAACGCGAGCCACGUAGGCCAGACCGCGGACGAUCGAGACGUCCCGAAAAUUACGAGUUGGUGACGUCAAAAUGGCGUCCACCGACACAUCGACCUCCAGCCAGAUAUCAGCCGCAGCCACGGAAGAGCACAAGCGCACAAUCGACGAAGCUUUCCUCAACAAAUUGAAGGGUCUUGUCGAACGACUGAGGCUUGAAAAUGCUACCUUGAAAAAAUCGCUCGACAUCGAGCGGAGCGAAGUUAGAGCGCUUAAAGCCCGACACGACAGUAUCAUCAGAAAUGUUAAGACUGAAUAUAAAAAGAAGGAAGACCUACUCGAGAAACAGUUACGUUCGUUAACGAAAACGGAUAGAGUCGAAGAAACACAAGCCUGUAAUAAAAUGGUGGAACUAAAAAGGCUCACGACAGAGAUUCAGUCUUUGAAAGCUGCGAAUAAGGGUCUUCAAGAAAAACUCAAGGUAGCGCAGGCGGCGGAGUGCGCCCGCGCGGCCGAGCUGCGAGCGCAAGUCGCGAAGCACAACGCGCUCGAGCUGGCCGCGAGCAGGGAUGCGCGCGCGCAGUGGCACAAACUGCUGGAGGAAAUCAAAUCGAAGGAGCGGGUGAUUAUACAGCUGAAGAGGGAGGCGGCGAAAGCGGCGUCUAAUGAACAGGCGCAAAGGAUGGAGUGCGGAACCACAGACUUCGGCAAAAGACGUGGUGACCAAGCAAAAGAAAAGAGCAACCGAGAAGAUUUGAAAACAGACAUACAACAUCGGAAAGAAAGCUUUUAUAGGGAGGCUCCGUCGGACGAAGAUUCCGCGGUGUCUUCCGCGCCCGCCUCUCUUUCCCCUCAGCCGCUCAACGAAAUGUGGUCGUGCGGGCAGUGCCGGAGCGCGGCGGAGCGGGCGGCGGCGGCGGCGCGCGAGUGCACGCGGCUCGCGGACGCGCUGCGGGACGCUCGCGACCAACUCGAGCUCAUGGAGUUCAGGCUGCUCGAGCUGGAGGACGCCGGCCCCGAUAAGGGUGCUAGGGACAACCUAACCGACUCAGAUUCGGGCUGUGUGUCCCCUGGCUCUCGGAUAAAGGACUCUGCGUCCCCCGAGCUCAAACGAAUGGACUCCGGCUACAAGUCCCCCCAUACACCAAGUAGCCCCUGCAAUCCACGGAGACAUUUCACAACACCCCACGAUGACUUCAAGGAAGACUUCGCCAAAGCUCAAGUACUAGCGGAUAUCUUAGAUAGAAACUCUGAAACAAGUGACUCGUUAAAGAGUAAUCCUGUCAAGGAUCACUUGGAACAGAUGAUCUUGAACGCGGCUUCGGUGGAGGACAGGAGCUGCUUGGAGCAGGUUUUGAUGAUGCUCUACAAUUUUCAAGCGUUGAGCAGUUCUGUUAGUGAAGAUGAAUGCUAUCAGACGAAACCGAGAAGAAUAUGUGAUCUGAGAUUGAAAACCGAAAUCGACAUUCCAUCGCACAAAACCCACAAAGCCGUAGCCACCGUCACACCGUACCAGCAAAAGGGUUACAAAUCGGAAUCACUUGAGAGUCUUUGCGAGGAACGGAAACCGAAUAACAUCUUACAAGAAAGUGGCAUCUUCGAGGGCGUGGAAACUGAAUCGACCGGUACUCAGACAGAAAUCAACGACAGUUUUGAAUGUAGCGGCGAACUAAAUACAGAAAUACAACGACUGAAUAGUAUAAGGGAAAAAUUAGAAAAGCAAGGUGUUAGAAAUAGGACGCUUAGUACUAAGGAGGACGGGGAUAGUCUGGAAUGCAAGUGCGUAAAAUUGGGAAAGAAACACAAACAGUAUUACGAGAGGAGGCUUAAGUUUUUGGAGGGAAAAAUAUCGAUAUACGAAGCAGCGCAGGACGUUAAGGAGGCCAAGCUAGCGCAGAGGCUACAGAAGGAAUUUCUCCUGGAAAAUCGAAUACAAGAACUUGAAACGCAGUUAACAGACCUUCAAGAUAAGUAUGAGAGACUAGAGGAGGACUGUUGCGAACUCGAGGAGAUCGAAAAUGAUACACGUUUACAUUGGCAGCAACUUGAAAUGGACUAUGAGCUGUGCUCAGCGCAAUUAAGAGAUAUGACGGAGCAGAGGGAAUGUUCUAGAGCUCAAGCGGAGCGGUUGAUGGCAGAGUUGGCUAAGAGGGAGUGUACUUUGAAGGCGAGAGAGAAUGAGUUGCUGACGAGGUUGGAAGGCUUAGAGAAGGCAGUUCCAGCGCUCAUAGCGUGGAACGUCUUGCAAGUUGUUGGGGCAAACGUUUCGAAAGGAAAUCAGAGGGCGCUAAUGAACCGUAUGUGUAGUUUCGGUAACGACACAAAGUCCGGUAUAUCGCAAAUAAAACGAAAUCAACAGAAUGAAACGAGUUGCAAUGCAAUUGUCGUUUGGAAUGAAAUCAACAACGGAACGACGAACAGUGUGAAGGAAUUACAACAACAGAUAACCAAAUUAAUAUCUGAAAAGAAGGAAAUAGAGAAACAAACGUCACAAAUCAAGAAGGUUCUAGAAGCGAGGGUAAAAGAUUUAGAACAAGAACUAGAAACCGCUAAGCGACAAGUAUCCGCUGCUAUCUGUGGAGCUGAAAUCAAGAAGGACAAAAUAGAAGAGAAGAUUGAUGAAUUAGAAGGCAAAAUCAAGAAGGAAAAGUUAGAUGAACAGAUCCCAAUAGAUGCUCAAACGAGUGGUAAAAUCCGAGCACUAUUAGACAAUGAACAAGAGUUAAAGAACAGAAUAGCAGAAUUAGAGAGGAGAGAAACAGCGUAUUUAGAAAUGUUAACACAAGCUGAUGAUAUGUGGGCGGAGAUGGAGGGGGGCUACAAGAAGAAGAUAGAAGAAUCUCAAGCAACAGAGAUGCAGUUGAAUGGGAAGAUUAAAAAACUAGAAACGGAAAGAGAUCAAUGGAAGAACUGCCUCGAACCUCUCAAGAAGAAACUUCGUGAAAUCGAGGAGUCCGAGUCGGGAAUGAGGAUCGCUUUAGAGAAAGCUGAAAGGGACGCCAAAACUCUUAAAGUUCAGAAUAACAACUUGACCGCUAUGUUUGGUAAAGCUGACGCGGAUGCGAAGAAGGCUGAAGCUACGGUUAAAGCUCUUGAGAGUAAAUUUAAACGAGAAAUCGAACAACUGCGAAAGAUGAAUAAGCAAUUGGAUGAAGAUCUGAAAAGUCACAAGGAACUAUCGAAGAAAACGGAAGUCAGUUUCCUGGGAGACCUCGACUGCAUCAGGAAAGAACUGACAAGGGCCUGCAAGAACAAUCAAGAUCUGGAGGUCACCAACAGUGAACUGAAGGAGGAGGUCGAAUCUCUGGAAAAGCAGCUAGCGUUGACACAGAAAGCCCUUAACCAGUGCAAGAGGAAAUGUGACGAUAAGCUAAAAACAAUGAGUCACGAACUCUCCAUAAAGACUGAAGAAUUGGAAGAAUUACGUAGCGAAACUAUGAGACAAUCGUACCACGCAUCUCGCAUAGACUUAAAGCCUGACAGAACCGAAUAUGUCGAUGAAGGAUAUUCAAUAUAUACGGCAGUACCAAAGAAAACCGAUUAUAGUAGGAUGCACCACAGCAUGAGCUAUAUCACCUCAGAAUCUCGUUGCUCGUGUCCGUCUUUGAGAAGUCAACUAGUUGGCCAACUGAUCGAAGAUUUGUUCGAUCGGAUCCACAACACGGUCGAUCAAGAUUUAACCAGGCUCUGUAAGGAAAUCGCGCCGGUUAACGGUAAAGUGACCACCGAAACUAAAUCGAAGAUCACUAAUUACCUCCUAAUGGCUAUAUCCAAGGAAUUAAUUAGAUCGAUAGGAGACGCAGACGCAAAGACUGACAGUGAGGAAGUGCUGGAACAUGGCGAUGUUAAAAUAAUGGAAGAACAAUUAGCGAAUGCAAUCGAAAGUAUUGUUAAUUGUCCAUCUUGUGCGUUGGGUACAAAUGCGAUAGUUUGGAGCACAGAUGUCUAAAUUAGACUGUCGUGCUAUUUAUUUAACCUCCACCGACCUCAACCUGGUGCCUUGAUUAGUCUAACGAGUUUAAGCGACCUGUAUAUGUAUAUACAUUGUAUAAUACUAAGCUAG